Molecule: messenger RNA, 3016 nt
Organism: Phoenix dactylifera (date palm)
Lineage: Eukaryota; Viridiplantae; Streptophyta; Magnoliopsida; Arecales; Arecaceae
Source: RefSeq, a predicted model, not a curated record
UAUAUAUAUAAGCAAUACUCCAUUUAGCUGUGAAAACAAAGUAACAAAACCAAUCUCUCUGAAAUCCUCCAUCUUAGUCAUGGAGAGAGUCCAUAUCCAACCUUUUCUCCUCCCCAUCCUUUUGUUCUUCUCCCUCUCCUUUUUGGAGGCCGAAGCACAGAGCGAAGCACAAGCUCUCCUCAAAUGGAAGUCCAGCUUGUUUCAGGCAGAUGCUCUGAGCUCAUGGUCCCUUGCCAACUCUACCAGCGCAUGCAGAUGGUUUGGUGUCCGCUGCAACUCCGCAGGCAGCAUCGUGCAGCUGAGCUUACCCAAUGCCAACCUCAACGGCACCCUCGAUGAAUUCGACUUUGCUUCUCUGCCCAGCCUCACCAUGCUCGACCUCAAUACCAACCUCCUCAACGGCUCCAUUCCUUCAAAUAUCUCUGCUCUCUCCAACCUCACCUCUUUAGACCUCAGCAGCAACUAUCUCGCUGGGCCGAUCCCAUAUCAGCUCAGCAAUCUCCGAAAAGUGCGCCAUUUAAAUCUUGGAUUCAAUUCCUUGGAGAACCCAGACUACACCAAGUUCACCCCAUUGCCUUCAGUGACAAACUUAUCUCUAUACAACAACAGUCUGACAGGGAAAUUCCCACCAUUCGUACUCAACUGCACCAAUUUAACGUACCUUGACCUCUCAUAUAACAACCUGAUGGGUAAAAUACCCGACUCACUCUCGACCAAUCUAUUUUACCUCGAGUCCCUGAAUCUUACCGAUAACUUCUUUGAAGAAGUCAUUCCCGUUUCCCUUGCAAAUUUGCCGAGGCUUCAAAACCUUCAUAUUGGAUCGAACAAUCUCACCGGAGGGAUCCCGCCUAUCCUCGGGUCCAUCUCCGGCCUUCGAAUACUCGAACUCUAUAACAAUUCACUCGGUGGACCGAUCCCUUCUUCUCUAGGGCAGCUGCGGAUGCUUGAGCGCAUCGAUAUCAAAGCAGCAGCAUUGAACUCCACUAUUCCUCCGGAGCUCGGCCUGUGUACUAAUCUCACCUACCUUGAGCUGUCCCUCAAUCAACUCACAGGUGGCCUGCCACAAUCCUUCUCGGUGCUAACCAAAAUGAGCGAGUUCGUGAUCUCGGGCAAUUCGCUCUCUGGUGAGAUCUCGCCGGACUUCUUCACAAAUUGGACGGAGCUUAUUUCCUUCCAGAUACAGAACAACGAGUUCGUUGGGCGAAUCCCACCGGAGAUUGGAUCGGCCACAAAGCUGCAAUUCCUAUUCCUCUACAACAACCACCUAUCAGGUCUAAUCCCUCCAGAGAUUGGGAGGUUGGCCGACUUGCAGGUGUUGGAUCUGUCGGCAAAUUUUCUUAGCGGUCCAAUCCCCAAAACAAUAGGAAACCUCACACAGCUCACUUCCCUGGCCCUCUUCUACAACAGCCUGAACGGCACAAUCCCAGCAGAGAUCGGAAACAUGACGGCACUGGCUACUCUAGACUUCAACACCAACCAAUUGGAGGGGGAGCUGCCGGCCACCAUUGCCCAGCUUCCAAAUCUUGAGCUCAUAUCAGUCUUCGACAACCACCUCAGCGGUGGCAUCCCUCGAGACCUCGGCCAGAAUGGGCGUCUGUACAAUGUCAGCUUUUCAAACAAUAGCUUCUCAGGGGAAUUGCCUCCAGCUUUAUGCAACGGCUUCGCUCUUCAGCACUUCACAGCGGAUCACAACAACUUCACAGGCUCGCUGCCGGCUUGCUUGGGCAACUGCUCGGGACUUCUCCGACUCCAGUUGGGGUCGAACCACUUCUUUGGGUCGAUUCCUUCAGAGUUAGGUGAUGCUACCCAGCUCACUUAUCUUGAUCUUUCAGAAAACAAAUACACUGGUCCGAUACCAACCAAGCUUGGUAAUCUUGCCCAGCUCACUUAUCUUGAUCUUUCAGAAAACAAACUCACCGGUCCGAUACCAACCAAGCUUGGUAAUCUUGCCCAGCUCACUUAUCUUGAUCUUUCAGAAAACAAACUCACUGGUCCGAUACCAACCAAGCUUGGUAAUCUUGCCCAGCUCACUUAUCUUGAUCUUUCAGAAAACAAACUCACCGGUCCGAUACCAACCAAGCUUGGUAAUCUUGCCCAGCUCCAAUCACUGCACUUGAACAAAAACAGUUUGAUUGGUCCAAUACCAAACGAAAUUGGUAAUCUUGCCCAGCUCCAAUCACUGCACUUGAACAAUAACAAUUUGAUUGGAGAAAUACCUUCUUCAUUGAAGAACUGCAAGCAGCUGGUUGUUUUGGACCUCGGGGACAAUGGAAUCCCUGGAAAUAUUCUAGAAUGGUUAGGAGAGAAACUUUCAUCAUUGAGGGUCCUCUGUCUAAGAUCGAAUAUGUUAAGCGGUAGCAUUCCUCCUCAGCUAUCACUUCUGUCUUCGCUUCAGCUCUUAGGCCUUGCAGACAAUAAUAUCUCUGGAAGUAUCCCGCAGAGUUUGGGCAAACUCACUGCGAUGGUAGAAGGCAUGCAAGAAAGGAAAAAAACAACGAACUCCUUGUACCGCUUUUACUACAGAGAGAGCGUUUCUAUAGUCUGGAAAGGAAGAGAGGCUGCUUUUCAAAAAACGCUUUCAUUAGUUGUGGGAAUCGAUCUUUCCGGGAAUUAUCUCCGUCAUGCGAUCCCUACAGAGCUAACAAAUCUUUCAGGGCUAGUUUUUCUGAAUCUCUCAAGAAAUCUUUUGGAUGGAAGUAUUCCAAAGAUGAUCGGUAACUUAAAAAAACUAGAAAUUCUUGACCUGUCCAUGAAUUACUUGUCAGGUACAAUUCCUCCGAGCAUCUCUUCUCUAACAUUCUUAGAUUCCUUGAACUUAUCAAGCAACCACUUGUCGGGACGGAUACCAUCCGGUCAUCAACUACAAACACUUGAUGAUCCAUCCAUCUAUAGUGGCAAUGGUGAACUUUGUGGAUUUCCCCUCACCAAAAGUUGUUCAAGUAUCCAAGCAUCCGAUGUUCAAUUGUUAACUGAUGAUGAUGAUGAAAAAUAUGGUUGUAUCUUAGCAUGGGACUAG